UCCUUGUUGGAUUCAAAGAAUUGAUGAGAUCACAGCUGUGAUUAUAUCUGGAGUCUCUAGCUUUACUACCCAUUGAGAACAAUCAAAUACCUCUCAGCUAUAGAAACACUGCCCAGGAGACCUGCCCUAAGGUGUCUGGCUUUUAAUUCACUAGUUGUUUUAUUUUCUUAUGGAAGAAGGCAAUUUCCGGGAGUCCAAAUUAGAGAAGAGUGGAUCUCCCAAAGGAGCUACUCCCAAAAGAAUUAUCCAUUUCGUUGAUGGAGACAUCAUGGAAGAGUAUAGCACAGAGGAGGAGGAAGAGGAAGAAAAAGAGGGACAGAAAACAAAUUCAACACAUGAUCCUUCUACCCUUUCAUGGGGGCCCUAUCUAUGGUUUUGGGCAGGCCAAAUAGCAAGCACCUCAUUGUCUACAUGUGAAUUCCUUGGUGAAAGAUUUGCUACCUUCUUUGGUCUUAAUCAACCCAAAUAUCAGUAUGUGUUGAAUGAGUACUAUAGGACACAAAAUAAGGAAAGUGACAAGGAAAGUGAAGGGAAUGGAUCAAAGGCCCAGCCAGCCAAGGUUCCUAAUGAAAAGUGUCACCUGGAGGUUGGAGGCAAAGAGUACGGAAGCAGAUGA
This is a messenger RNA of Lontra canadensis (Northern American river otter), 616 nucleotides long. It is a transcript of the gene FAM177B, whose product is annotated as family with sequence similarity 177 member B. The record is from RefSeq and is a predicted model, not a curated record. The coding region runs from base 170 to 616 and encodes 148 amino acids. The transcript has 4 exons. NCBI's taxonomy places the organism in Eukaryota, Metazoa, Chordata, Mammalia, Carnivora, Mustelidae.